Messenger RNA from Quercus robur (English oak), 1741 nucleotides. RefSeq lists its product as uncharacterized. The record is from RefSeq and is a predicted model, not a curated record. Lineage: Eukaryota; Viridiplantae; Streptophyta; Magnoliopsida; Fagales; Fagaceae. Gene Ontology annotation, biological process: positive regulation of DNA-templated transcription. The coding region runs from base 279 to 1484 and encodes 401 amino acids. Gene Ontology annotation, cellular component: SWI/SNF complex. The transcript has 2 exons.
AGGAAUUGGGAGUGUUUAGGUGCGGCCGGGUUCACUUCUCACACACUGUAGUCUUCACUCUCAGGCCUCAGCUUCAUUUCACCACCACCGUAGUGUGCCAAAAAAGAGGGAUAUCUCAUUCAUUAUACAUCACACAGAGAGAAAGCCACAGAUCUUUUAUUCAAGAGAGAGAGAGAGAAAAAAAGGGUCAGGUUUUAGAGAGAAAAAUUGAGUGAUUUUUAAAUUUCAUUGCUUUUUUUUUUUUUUUUUUCUUUUUUUGGUGGGUUUGAAAGAAAAAGAUGGAAGAGGCAAAGGUACUAGCUCAACAACAACAGCAGCAGCAACAACAACAACAACAACAAAUGAUGCUACAGCAACAACAACAACAACAACAACAACAACAUCAACAACAGCAGCAACAUCAUCAACAACAGCAGCAGCAACAAUUGCUGCUAUUGCAACAGCUACAAAGACAACAACAAGCGGCGGCCAUGUCUCGGUUCCCUUCAAACAUCGAUGCCCACUUGCGUCCUCUCAGACCCAUGAAUCUGGCUCAAAACCCAAACCCUAACAACGUUAAUCAUAUCCCUAAUCUUCAUCCGAACCCUAACAAUCCCACCCCUCCUCCUCAACAACAACCCCAACAGCCACAACAGUCUCAGCAACAACAGCAACAGCAACAGCAGCAGCAGCAGCAGCAACAACAACAACAACAGCAACAGCAACAGCAGCAGCAACAACAACAGCUACAACAGCAACAGAAUAGGGGGAUCCGACCCGGGAACCAGGUGGAGCUCCAGAUGGCUUACCAGGACGCCUGGCGGGUCUGCCACCCGGACUUCAAGCGCCCUUUUACUUCUCUUGAAGACGCCUGCGAAAGGUUACUACCCUACCAUGUGGUGGCAGACUAUGAGGCAGAAGAGGAUGAUAGGAUCCUCGAUUCUGACACCACAGGCCAAAUGCCCUCUCGAUCCCAACAGUGGGAUCAUAACAUAGCUGCUAAAGUUGCGGAGUUUACAGCCACAUUUGAGAAGCAGGCCCUUGCCUUCAACAUAAUAUCUCGGAAACGCGUUUUGGGGGAGUUUCGAUCUGAGGAGAGAUUGAUGAUUGAGCAGGCUCUUCUCCAAGAGGAGAAGCGAGCUGCACUGGAACUAAGAGCAGAGAUAGAGUCCAGAGAGAAGGCUGGUCGGGAAGCUCAUGAGGCUAAAUUGCGAAUGGCAGCAAUGGUUCAGGCAGAGCAAGCUCGGGCUGAGUCACUGGCUCGGGGCCCAAUAAGAGCAAGUGCACUUGGAUCCCAAGGCAGCGAUGCAAUUGGGCAUGACUUGGGAGAGCAGGAGCAAGGAGGCAAUGCAGACGAGAUGAUAAAUGGGUGGGGAAACAAUACUCAGAGAGAUGAGAAGGAGCCAUCUGAAGAUUUCUUGAAUGAUGAAGAGACUGAAAAUGGAGAAACAGGCAUGCAAGAUGGGUGGCGAGAAGUUGGGGAAUUUGAUUUGAACACUAGAUGAGCAUUGAAAUGGGUAUUACGUAUUAGUGGAACAACCUUGAUCACAGGCAGCAGCCUAUUUGAAUUUUGUAAGGAAAAGUGCGUGUAUCCUUGAUAUAUGGAAAAUCAAUUGGACCGAGCCUUGUGUUCAAAUGCCGUAUUCUUUGUAGGAUUGUGAUAUGUAUCAAGUCUGAGGAAUGUUACUGAUUGAAAUCCGCUCACAGAAUCAUCGGAAAGCUAUGUAAAAUGAUGUUAUUUCAGUAGAUUGGAUUAUAACUA